CUCCCCCAGGCUGAAGGAGACAAGUCCGGACCAGGAUGAGGCCCCAGUGAAAAUGGCCAUCGCCUGAGGUUCGGACCAUGUACUCAUACAGCUGCCUGCCGCCCGAGGAGGGCGUCUGGCCGCCGGCGCUGCCCCUCACCUGCGCCUACCUGCCCGCCUCUCUGCUGCUGCCCCCCAUCCAGGCCCACAAUUUCUGCAGCCGACCCUGGAGCCUGAGUGCGGGCGAGUGGGCGGCCCCGCGGGAAUACCACUGCUUCCACGGCCCGGGCGCGCCCCUGGCUGCCGCGCCGCCCUGGUGGGCCUUCCCGCCCGUCUACGGCGCGGCCCUGCGCCCGCCCUUCCCCGCCGCCGGCGUCCCGGGGCCGUCACUGCAGGCGCCCGCGGCGGCGGGGGCAGCGGCGGCCGAGAGCUGGACGCCGUGGCCCGAGGGCAGCAGCCUGGAAGCCGAGCUGCGGUGGGGCCGCGUGGAGCGCGCGCGGGGCCCGCGCCUGGAGCUGCCGGACUUCGUGCGCCGGGAGCUGCGGCGCGCGUACGGCACGUACCCGCACACCGACGUGCGCGUCACCCACCGCCGCGGCGAGUUCCUGCUGCAGGCGGCGCCGCGCGUCCGCGAGCCCGAGUACCGCGUGGGCAGGCGCGUGGUGCGCAGGCCUGACAGCGGCGACAGCGCUGGCAGCCCGGCCCGGGAAGCGGCGGAGCGCAGCCGCCCCGGGAAGAGGAGAGGCCUGA
Molecule: messenger RNA, 729 nt
Organism: Propithecus coquereli (Coquerel's sifaka)
Lineage: Eukaryota; Metazoa; Chordata; Mammalia; Primates; Indriidae
Product: chromosome unknown open reading frame, human C10orf95
Exons: 2
Source: RefSeq, a predicted model, not a curated record